This is a messenger RNA of Lepidothrix coronata (blue-crowned manakin), 3585 nucleotides long. RefSeq names its product dihydrolipoamide S-succinyltransferase (gene DLST). Gene Ontology annotation, biological process: tricarboxylic acid cycle. Gene Ontology annotation, molecular function: dihydrolipoyllysine-residue succinyltransferase activity. The record is from RefSeq and is a predicted model, not a curated record. The transcript has 15 exons. NCBI's taxonomy places the organism in Eukaryota, Metazoa, Chordata, Aves, Passeriformes, Pipridae. The coding region runs from base 98 to 1525 and encodes 475 amino acids. Gene Ontology annotation, cellular component: oxoglutarate dehydrogenase complex.
AAACGGCGGUGACCUGCGCUGGCGACACCGCGGGUGGCAGAGCCCGAUGGCAGCUUAACCCUGGGGCUGCCCUUGGCCAGCUGGGUCCUGCUGUUCGAUGACUCCUGGACACAUCUUCCGUUUAAAUAGCAAACAUGCACAGCCUUUUGUGCGCACAUGUAUGUGCACACCUACAGGAGGAAAAAUACCACUUCUCUUCCAGGGGAACUGUACUCUGGCAAGAUGCUCUCUCUCUGGUGUGGCUGGGAGCCAGGGAUUGGCUUACACAAACAGCAGGAAGCUUCUAGUAAAUAGCUCCAGUGUCUUCACUGUCCGGUACUUCAGAACCACUGCAGUACGUAGGGAUGACGUGGUUACAGUGAACACACCAGCCUUUGCAGAGUCAGUCACAGAAGGAGAUGUCAGGUGGGAGAAAGCUGUUGGAGACACAGUGGCGGAAGAUGAAGUGGUGUGUGAGAUUGAAACAGACAAGACAUCAGUGCAAGUUCCAGCCCCAGCAGCUGGUGUGAUUGAAGCCCUUCUGGUACCCGAUGGUGGCAAAGUGGAAGGAGGGACACCUCUGUUCAAACUCAGGAAAACUGGAGCUGCUCCUGCCAAGGCUAAACCAGCAGCAGCCCCUCCUCCUCCUCCUUCAGCCCCUGAACCUGUAGCUGCGGCUGCUCCUCCCCCUCCCCCUCCUGCAGCACCAAUUCCCACAACAAUGCCACCAGUGCCGCCUGUGUCAACUCAGCCCAUUGACAGCAAACCAGUGUCUGCGGUGAAGCCGGCUGCAGCCCCAGCGGCAGCCCCUCUUGGGGAGGCAGUGCCCACCAAAGGUGUCAGAUCAGAGCAUAGGGUGAAAAUGAAUAGGAUGCGCCAGCGUAUUGCUCAGCGGCUGAAAGAGGCUCAGAAUACUUGUGCCAUGCUGACCACUUUCAAUGAGAUCGAUAUGAGCAACAUCCGGGAGAUGAGAGCUGUACACAAGGAUACCUUCCUGAAAAAGCACAACCUGAAGCUAGGUUUCAUGUCAGCUUUUGUGAAAGCUGCAGCUUUUGCUCUGCAGGACCAGCCUGUUGUGAAUGCAGUGAUUGAUGACACGACCAAAGAGAUUGUGUACAGGGACUAUGUGGACAUCAGUGUUGCUGUAGCAACUCCUCGGGGUCUGGUGGUCCCUGUGGUUAGGAAUGUAGAAAACAUGAACUUUGCUGACAUAGAGCGCGCUAUCUACGAGCUGGGGGAGAAGGCACGGAAGAAUGAACUGGCCAUUGAAGACAUGGACGGUGGCACUUUCACAAUCAGCAAUGGAGGGGUUUUUGGGUCACUCUUUGGUACACCUAUCAUUAACCCACCCCAGUCUGCCAUCUUAGGCAUGCAUGCCAUCUUUGACAGGCCUGUGGCUGUGGGAGGCAAGAUCGAGGUGCGGCCUAUGAUGUAUGUGGCGCUGACGUACGAUCACCGGCUGAUCGACGGCAGAGAGGCAGUGACCUUCCUGCGCAAGAUCAAGGCAGCGGUGGAGGAUCCCCGCGUGCUGCUGCUCGACCUGUAGAGCAGUCACACCCCCACACAACCCACCCAGGACAGGCCACAGCACCAGCAGGGACAAUGCAGGGCAUUCAGGAACUGGCAAGGGUCAUUCCAGUCUCUCUCCCUCCGCUGUGAUUAGAGCUGUCCCAGAGGGAAUUACAGGGAUAGCUCCUACCUCCUUUCCUAUUCUGUUUAAUGAAGGUUUAGUAUCUCUCAAGAACUGCCAUGCAGUGGGCCAACCACUGAAUGGCACUGCCUUUCCAGAGAUAUCUGUACAGCAUCCUCUCCCUCACAGCACCAAAAUCUCACCUCUAGCUUGUCCAAUACCACUGGAAACUGCUUGCUGCUACCGUGCUAGGGUACUUUCCCCGCCCCUCCAUGACGGGUUCAGCUUUAUUGCCUAGCACUGAGGUUCCUGGGAGGGAGAGGAAAGGAAAGGCUACUGUCCUGUCCAUUUUUUGCUUGAAAAUAUUUCACACUCACCUCCCUUGCAAGGGCAGUCUGGGGGACCCCCAGGCUCCUUGCAGCAGAGGUUUUGACCAGAGCAGGGCUUGAGGUAGGUGUCAUGCUUCUGGCAGCGCCCUAGUUACACUCCCUCCACAGACAGUAACGUGGUGGCGGCAGCUCCCCUGCUUUCCCUUGGAGAUUGUUUGUCUCUCACCAGCCUGGUCACUGUGGCGUGAAUGUUCGUGUCCAGGUGGGCAGCGCCCGUGACCUCUGUGGAGGUAGCACUGUUCCCGGGGACAACCCUUUCACCAUUACAGGCCUGACAUGGGGGUGAGAAUGAGCCCCCAGCAACUCUCCUUGAAUCACAGCUCACUGGUGGUGGAUCUGACUGCUGGCUUCCUGCGUGCAGGGGCUUGGCCUGCUUCCAGCAGACACAGCUGGGGGGGCCAGGCCUUUCACUGUAAUGUAUAUCCCAGCCCAUGGGUGCUGGUUUUGGGGGGAGGGGUCAGUCCUUAAUCUGAUAGCGCACACAUGUAUUGAGGGGUGAGGGGGUUGCUAGUGCCUGCAGAGUCUAUUACUCUUACCCCCUACACAGAACUUGUAACUAAAAUAUUUAACACAGCGGAUUUUAAAUGAAAUAAAAGUGGGCAAUGACUGCAAGGUGGGGUGUGUUUGAGGGAGCGGCUCCUGGGCAAGGACUCAGUAAUCAGCAGCAUCCCUUGUGUAGUGUAAGAAGCCUGUUACCUGGUGGUGAGAGAAAAAAGGCAAUGGGAGCUGGGCCCACCAGUGGUGGUACUAAAUUGAGGCUUCUCUGCCUGUGAACUCUACUGUCCUUUAACUCCCUGCCAAAGAAUUGGCUCUUCCUGGCAAAGAUGAGGUUUUCAGGGCUGGAAAUCAUCCUUUUCUUGGUCUAGCAACAGAAUUGUUACAUAUGGUGAGGAAUUCCCACUGUUUGAUAAAGGGCAGGAUGGCCAAGAGGGAGACCUGGGACAGGUGUGGAGCCAGGUUGGAUUUUCACUGCUACAACAGGGGAGAGUUGUAAAUCAUGCACAUGGGGAAAAGGCUGUUGGGAGUUGCAGAAGGAGAAAGGAGGCUCAAAGCCUCAAAGGAGCUCAAAGAACUGUAAAGCAGAAGCUGGCUGUGGUGCUGAGUGUUUCCCCAAGGAACUGUCCUUGUUGGAACAAUACAAAAUCAUUCCUGGAUCAUGGUAGGGUUUUCCCAGCUCUGACAUCAACUUCAGAGAAUGGUUUGCCCUUCCCAGCUACGGGUGAAGAGGGCAGCCCCUUCUAACAGAAAACGAUAGCACUCACAGCUGGUAGGCUGACAAAAGGGAGAGCAGUUUGUGCCUGCGUUUUCUUGGCAGCUAGGGAUAAACCAGUGUGUGGAGUCAGCUUUCCUCUCCCUGACCCUGGCUGAGGUAGAAGGUUAGAAGGAGAGGAAAAACCCCUUCCCUGUUCUGGAAGGGCAAAGGGUCUGGUUGUUCUUGCAAAUGAGUGAAAGAGAAGGUUCUGAUUUAAAAAUGCUGCUAGCUCCAAGCCCUCCUUGCUGGUUUAGGAUAUGGAGGGCCUGUGAGCCGAGGGAAGGGCAAUGCCUGUAUUCUGCCUGGAGCUGCAAUAAAUGAGGCCUUUGAACUAA